Nicotiana tabacum (common tobacco) is the source of this 468-nucleotide messenger RNA. RefSeq names its product eukaryotic translation initiation factor 1A-like. NCBI's taxonomy places the organism in Eukaryota, Viridiplantae, Streptophyta, Magnoliopsida, Solanales, Solanaceae. The record is from RefSeq and is a predicted model, not a curated record. Gene Ontology annotation, molecular function: translation initiation factor activity; RNA binding. Gene Ontology annotation, biological process: translational initiation.
AUGCCGAAGAACAAGGGAAAGGGAGGAAAAAACAGGAAGAGAGAAAACAACGAAGCUGAUGACGAAAAGAGAGAGCUUGUCUUUAAGGAAGACGGACAGGAAUAUGCACAGGUUCUUUGUAUGCUCGGUAACGAACGUUGUGAAGGUAUGUGUAUUGAUGGUAAAACACGUCUUUGUCACAUACGAGGUAAUAUGCACAACAAGGUUUGGAUCGCCGCCGGUGACAUUAUCCUUGUCGGCCUCCGUCAUUACCCUGAUUACAAAGCUGAUGUAAUUCACAAGUAUAUGCCAGAUGAGGCAACGUUGUUGAAGCUAUAUGUGAAAUUGCACGGCAGUAGUGUCUCUGACGCGGCCGCGAUCAAGUUCUCGCCCUCAGCGAAAGUGAUAUUCAGAGAACUAAGUUUGGAACUAAAAUUGAAGACCGCAGUUCGCGCUCAUAUUUUGCGGCCGCAGUUGGAGGAGCGCUGA